Messenger RNA from Populus euphratica (Euphrates poplar), 780 nucleotides. Its product is annotated as glycine-rich cell wall structural protein 1-like. The coding region runs from base 1 to 780 and encodes 259 amino acids. The record is from RefSeq and is a predicted model, not a curated record. Lineage: Eukaryota; Viridiplantae; Streptophyta; Magnoliopsida; Malpighiales; Salicaceae. The transcript has 2 exons.
AUGGGAAUCUCUAGUAAAUUCUUGUACCUGGCUCUUUUUGUCUUGAGCAUUGCUAGUGCUUUGAAUGGCAUUGAUUAUGGAGGUGAUAUGGGUGAUGAAAGCAACUAUGGUGGCCGAAGUGGAUGGAAGUCUGACAACGAUGAUAACAGUGAUAAUUGCUAUAAAAAUUGGCGAAGUUGUGGAAGCUUUUUCGGGAAUGGUAGAGAUUUUAGCACCCAAGGUAAAGGGGGUAGUCAUGGUAGUGGUGGUGAUAGUGGUGGAGGAGGAGGAGGAGGUGGUGGUGAUGCUAGUGUAGGAGGAGGAGGCGGCGGCGGAGAUGGUGGAGGUGGUGGAGGUGUAAGUGGUGGGUUUGGUCAUGGUAAAGGCUAUGGAUUUGGGGCUGGUGUUGGCGAAAAUGGUGGUGCCGGUGGAGGAGGAGGAGGAGAGGGUGGCGGUGGAGGAAAAAUGGUCAGUGGAGGAUUUGGUCAUGGAAGUGGAUAUGGUGCUGGAGAGGGUAUUGGAGGUGGAGGUAAUGCAAGUGGUGAUAUUGGUGGUGGGGGAGGAGGAGGAGAGGGAGGUGAUAGUAAUGGUAAUGGUAAUGGUGAAGGAUUUGGACAUGGUGAAGGCAGUGGUUUUGGAGUUGGUGGGGGCAAAGCAGCGCCUACAGGACAAGGUGGUUACAAGGGUCAUAAUAGCAACAAUGGCGUUGGCAUGGGAUUUGGAUUUGGCAUUGGCUUUGGGUUUGGUAUUGGAAAUGUUGAAGGAAAUGAUUCAAACGAUAGUGAUAAUGGCAAUCCUUAA